AUGGUAAUCGCUAUCAUUCUGGCCUCCAUUUAUGUCCGUAAUCUGAGCGGCGCUGACUGUUAUAUCUUUUUCAUCUCGUUUUAUAUUAUUAUCGAUUUAGGCUUCGGUCAGUCGGACAGACGGUUGGCUCUGUUUUGCAGCCAUGCAAUCGUAAAAAUACGUCACGAAAACCUACACCUCUUGAAUAGGGAUCCAAAUAAUGAGAUCACUUCACCUGAGGAUGAGCACGACGUCUUAUGGGUGGACACAACCGAUAAUAACUCGUCCUAUGCUUUCGUGCGGCUAUCGGGGGCUCACGUGCGGCGAAUCCGAAGCGCCCGAUGGUUUAGGGGCUCAUCGGUAAUGACCGAUAACCUGCAGUCGUGGUUGGAGUCAUCGAAGGAACUGCAGACGUCUUCGAGUCAAAUCCAGGCCAUAAGGGGUCGACAGUCGGCUGUCGUGCCAUCGUUUUCGUUAGACAAAUAUCAUCCGCUGAGUCAAGUGAACCGAUAUCUGUCACAAAUCAAUAAUAUCGGUGGCGUCAGUGUGUUUGACAUAGGGGUCAGCCAUGAGGGACGACCCGUCAAAGCGGUCCAAAUCAGGAAUAACCCGACGAGUAGUGACUAUAUAUUUAUCGACGGCUGCACUCACGCCAGGGAAUGGAUAACUGUUGCGACCAUACUAUACAUCAUUGACACCAUAAUUGGCAAUAAUGUAAAGCAUAACUUCCUAAUCGUUCCCAUUAUUAAUGUCGACGGAUAUGACUACACGUGGAAUACGGACAGACUUUGGCGCAAAAACCGUCGGCCCUAUACGGCCAGCGCUUUCGGCGCCACUGAAAUGCCCGACCGAUGCAAUGGAGUCGAUCUGAACCGCAAUUAUGACGUCAACUUCGGCGGAGAGGGCGGAAGCGCUAAUCCCUGUUCCUUCCUAUUCGAGGGUCCGUCGCCUUUCUCUGAGCCAGAAGUGAAAGCCGUGAGUGAAUUGCUGUGGAAAUUCAGCACUCGUAUCAAACUGGCCAUUUCGCUCCACUCAUUCAAUCAACUCUGGGCCUGUCCUUACGCCUACACCAAGAGCUCGUCCAUGGAUUACAGUCACCACAUGGAUGUACUCCGGGAUAUACAACAGGCCGUCUAUCAAACCAAUGGUGUGAAGUACCAAAUCGGACCGUUAGGACAGUCGCUGUACGUCGGCUCCGGGUUUAUGAUGGACUGGAUGUACACCAAACUGGGCGUCACUAACAGCUAUCUGUGCGAACUCCGGGACAAAGGAGUGUACGGUUUCCUAUUACCGGCCGAUCAGAUACUGCCCACCGCUCGCGAGACCUGGAAUGGUAUCGCAGCCGCCAUUAGGAAAAUAUUUUAA
Medioppia subpectinata is the source of this 1344-nucleotide messenger RNA. NCBI's taxonomy places the organism in Eukaryota, Metazoa, Arthropoda, Arachnida, Sarcoptiformes, Oppiidae. The record is from the annotation of a GenBank genome assembly.